AUGGCACGCCAAAUUGUUGUUCUUGCCCUCAUCUUCUUCGCCAUCGUCGGGAUGGCCUCAGCGACCGCUGAAGUUCCGGUCGCCUCAGCCGAUGGCCCGAUAACUCCAGACGUGGUUGAUCCUAAUGUUAUUGGCACUACUGAUGGUAGCAGCGAUGCAGCACCCAUUGGUAGCCCUGUUUCUGAAAGUGCUUUCCCAAACCUCGCCCCCGUCCCAUCGGCUAAAAGUGGUGCAGUCACCUUGGACGUUUCCUCCAUUGCCGCUACUGCAGCCGCCACUUUUGCCGCAACAAAUAUAUUUCAGCUCAGCCCAAUUGAGGAUUUGGUAUUGGCAAUGUUGCUGCUUAGGCUGCUGCGUUUGUUCAGCGACGAAGACAUGUCAAAGGAGCUGAUGUUGUCGAGCAAGAGACAUGGUUCAGUUGAUCGAGUUUUUGUAAUUUGUGGUGAAGACGAGUUGUUAAAGAAGGAUUUUCAAAGAUGGAUGGUCGAGAAAAAUCACCCGAAUGAAGUGGUGGAGAUCACAGGAAGUGAUCACAUGGCCAUGAUGUCUAAGCCGGUUGAGCUUUCAGUUCAUCUCCGGUGCAUUGCUGACAAGUAUUCUUGA
Molecule: messenger RNA, 603 nt
Organism: Ilex paraguariensis (yerba mate)
Lineage: Eukaryota; Viridiplantae; Streptophyta; Magnoliopsida; Aquifoliales; Aquifoliaceae
Source: the annotation of a GenBank genome assembly